Messenger RNA from Sardina pilchardus (European sardine), 2333 nucleotides. RefSeq names its product FAST kinase domain-containing protein 3, mitochondrial-like. Gene Ontology annotation, molecular function: RNA binding. The record is from RefSeq and is a predicted model, not a curated record. Gene Ontology annotation, cellular component: mitochondrial matrix; ribonucleoprotein granule. The transcript is spliced from 7 exons. NCBI's taxonomy places the organism in Eukaryota, Metazoa, Chordata, Actinopteri, Clupeiformes, Clupeidae. The coding region runs from base 72 to 2012 and encodes 646 amino acids. Gene Ontology annotation, biological process: mitochondrial RNA processing; regulation of mitochondrial mRNA stability.
GGGGCAGCAUAGAAGAAUGGGCCAGAGCCGUACGGCUAUGUAAGCAUGCUGCUAUGUAAGCAUGCUAUGUAAUGCCUUACACAACGUGUUACCAAACGUUCAUUGAAAGGGUUGUCAACUCUGUGUACUUGCCAGUUACGUCCUCCCCUGUUUCAAGAACAAUACGCGGAAACUUCACCGCAACAAUGAAUUCAAUAUCUUGUAUAUCGUCCUCUGUGAGAGCUGUUGGGAAGUUCACCUCCAACUCAGCGUGUCGGAGGUUAAUUCAACGAACUGAAUCAUAUGGAUUGUGUACAAUGCAACUGGUACAUAUAUGUAACAUGCACAUGUCAAAUGGGAGGGGGUCUCAAGCACUUCAGUUACGUAACGUGACAGAGGACAGUCUCGAUGUCAUCAAUCAAAUUGAAAGAUAUCGCACACUGUCAAAUACACUGCCUACCGGUGAAGCCUACUUAAAACAUAUGCCUGCUAAUGGACGUUCUCAGACUCUUCAUUCCUUUAAUGAAAGUGAGAUGUGGAACAUUGUAAAGAACACCCCUAACGGUGUGAGCAUAUCUGGUAUUGCCACCUUGAUGGGGAUCUGUGUCAAGAUCGGCAUGGACUCUGACAGUGCAACAGGUCUCAUAUCAAAACUUAAACAGGAGUGCCUUAGGAAACUCAAUGAAGAGGAUGUGUCUAUCACUAACUUGUGCCUUCUUGGGGAGGUGGUGUAUAGAUUGGAGGGUGCAUCACCUCUUCUCAGUGAAGUUUUGAGAUCAGUUAGUACUAGUGUUGAUGAUGAUCUAAUGCCACUGGACGCUUCUCAUCUCUACACCUUCUUUGCUUUGAUUGGGAACCAACACCUUAACCCACAUCUCAUGACAAGAUUGAGCAGAUGCACAGAGAGGUUGGCACACACACUACCACCAACUGCCAUUAGUAACAUCCUUAAUUCCCUGGCUGUGUUGCAGGACGAACAGUCUGUCACGCUUAUUCACAGACUUCGAGAGCGCUCCACUCUUACCAUGGGAUCAUUUAGUGAUGCAGAACUUGCUGGGAUUCUCCGUGCUCUUGCGCGGUUAUCACAGUGCGACGCACGAUUCCUAUAUUCCCUUGAGCAUCAGCUAGUGAACAGAAUAGAAGAAUGUGAUCCAGACCUUAUCAGUGCAGUAAUGGAAUACUGUCUCCAUGUGCGCUGGGGCACCAGCGUCGUAUUUGAAGCCGUCGCCAAGCGGUUCGUCCAAAGUGCGGAAACGUACAGUACGGCUCAAAUUGCCCAGCAAAUUGUCGCCAUGGGAAGACUGAAUUACCUCCCAAGCUGUGCCAGUGAGAUGUUCAAGAAGUUGGAGAGCAUCCUCACCUCAAGGUUCUCACAGUUCCAGCCUCGUACUCUACUCAACAUGCUGCAUUCCUGCAUCCACUUAGAGAGGUUUCCCCUGAACUUUGUUUCCAGAGUCUUCAGUUCCGCCUUUCUUCAAAGAUUAGAAGUGCAAGGUCAUGGCGUGGACAGAAAAGCAUUAGCACAGCUCACCCAGCUCCACAUGUGUACUUUGCUGGAGUGCACCUUCUAUAAGGGGCCAAAGCUUCCAUAUCAUUACCACAUGAAGAAGUUCCCAGUAGUGGAGGACUUUUUCGAGAGCCCAGUGGACCAGUUCCUGUUAACAAAGAUACAUCAUCCUCUUUGCAAGGUGCUGGGUGGAAGAAAUAGAUUCUCCAUCGGGGUUUUCACACAAAAUGGAUACACGAUUGAUGUGGAGAUCUGCCUAGAUGAAGAAGGCUUGAUUUUGCCUCUCUCAGAAUGGGAUCAGACCCACAAAAGAAUUGCCUUAUGUUUGGAUGGGCCUGACCGAUUCUGCACAAACACACACCACCUUUUGGGCAAGGAGGCCACAAAGAGAAGACAUCUCCAGAAGCUGGGCUAUAUGGUGAUACAGAUUCCUUACUUCGAAUAUGAGACUUUGAGGACAAAGACACAGAAAAAGCAAUAUCUUCAUCAGAAGAUAAGUCACGCAGUCUCCCAGUGUUUUUCGUAACUUCUGCAAGAGAAGGAUGGAUUCUCCAAUGUGACAAAACUCCAAAGCAAAUGUUGAUGUUACAAUUGAAUUAAUGUUUAAAACAUUAAACAUGAGAAAAGCUAAAGUAAUGAACGCAAAAUUGAGAUACACAUCAGCUUUACAACUGUAUUAAGUUGUUUGACUAUUUAAAAUGUUCUAAAUCUUAAUUAUAUUGUCAGUUUUGUAAACUGAACUGCUUGUUUAAGCUUUUUAAGCACUGUACAUUUGGUGUGGCACUUUAUUGUGGAAAGGAAGUUAAAACUUUGAAAGUUUUGACAAUAAAUAUUUCAAUUUUUGUAA